UUUACACGAAAAAAAAAACAUCCUCUUUAGUGUCCACGACACUUGUAGAUUUAUAUGCCAGCCAUUAAAAAAGCUAAACAAAUAUUCUUCGCAAUAACUUAAAGAAAGAAAACAUGCCAAUGGUCAUGUAGAAGAAGACAUAAUCUAACAUAUUUUUCAAAAGCAAAAUCCUUGAAAGUGUCACGAAAGCACCAAUUUACAAAAAGUGUGGUCCACUUCAAUGCCUUUCUAUCAGCCCCUUAAUUCUCAGCCAAUCUCUACCAUAACCUCACCCUCUUUGCGAUCUAACUAGAGAGAAAUUGACCAUGCAUCCAGACUAUGAUAGUUCAAGUAUAAAGAACAUGCAACAACAAAACUACUUCCACUUAAACCACUAUUACAGCAACUUAAACCCCUCAACCAAUAACAAUCUCAAUCUUAUCUCAUACCCUCAAAUGCAAGAACUCAAUAAUCUACAAUCUCCGGCAAGCCACAACUCUACCACGUCCGAUGAAGCAACUGAAGAUGUAUUCGUCAUCAACGAGAGAAAGCAAAGGCGUAUGGUAUCCAACAGAGAAUCAGCAAGAAGGUCAAGAAUGAGGAAGCAAAGACACUUAGAUGAGCUCCUAUCCCAAGUUGCUUGGCUUCGAAGCGAGAAUCACCAGAUUUUAGACAAGCUUAACAAAGCCUCGGAUAGCAAUGAUCUUGUUCUUCAAGAGAACGUGAUUCUAAAAGAGGAAAACUUGGAACUUCGUCAAGUAAUCACAUCUAUGAAGAAGCUUGGAGGAGCAGAAGGAGGAAGCACAAGUUUCCAUGAAAGAUAUUGUUCUUCUUCCUUGGAUCAUGACUUGGAUCAAGACUUCUCUUGUAUUACAAAUGAUCCAAAGACUCAUCAUCCGUCAUGAGCUGUUGUGAUCGAACUUUAAGUUUCCGAGACUAUAUUUUUCUAGGCUGAGAAUAAAGCUGAGUUCUUAUGUAUUUUUCACUGAGCUAGCUAGCACCGUUGAGACAUUACUUUUUAACGGUUUAACUUCGUACUAAAGUUUGCGUUAUCUUUUGAUGAAUAGUGAAUUUGAAUA
Brassica napus (rape) is the source of this 1058-nucleotide messenger RNA. RefSeq names its product basic leucine zipper 43-like. The record is from RefSeq and is a predicted model, not a curated record. Lineage: Eukaryota; Viridiplantae; Streptophyta; Magnoliopsida; Brassicales; Brassicaceae. Gene Ontology annotation, molecular function: DNA-binding transcription factor activity. Bases 306 to 884 code for a protein of 192 amino acids. The transcript has a single exon. Gene Ontology annotation, biological process: regulation of DNA-templated transcription.